This is a messenger RNA of Uloborus diversus, 1625 nucleotides long. Its product is annotated as glucose-6-phosphate exchanger SLC37A4-like. Gene Ontology annotation, molecular function: glucose 6-phosphate:phosphate antiporter activity. Gene Ontology annotation, cellular component: endoplasmic reticulum membrane. Gene Ontology annotation, biological process: glucose-6-phosphate transport; phosphate ion transmembrane transport. Lineage: Eukaryota; Metazoa; Arthropoda; Arachnida; Araneae; Uloboridae. The coding region runs from base 240 to 1526 and encodes 428 amino acids. The record is from RefSeq and is a predicted model, not a curated record. The transcript has 9 exons.
GUGGGUGAAAGUGUGAUAAGUUAAGUUUAUCAGCUUCAGAACAAACAGACCCGAAACAGAGAAAGCGUUCCGUCGACGGCGAAGUUUUUAUGUGUUUAUCAACCAGCUGUUGAUCUCGUUCGAAUGAUGCCUCUGCGAUAAUGUGAUUUGGAAGUAUCAGUUGCGAGGAACGUUUGAUUCAUGUGGUCUAGCACGCGAAGAACUUUUUUUGCUCAAAUUUUGUUUAAUUAGAGGACAAAAUGGGGGACAAAUUAAAGGGAUACCAGAUUAGUAUAUUUACUACUCUAUUCAUAGGAUAUGCUUGCUAUGCUUACAAUAGAAAAUGCGUAUCCCUUGCUAUGCCGAAACUUAUGGAAGAAGGGCUGGACAAGAACCAAGCUGGGCUCAUAAUCAGUAGCCAGAAUGUCGCUUAUGCAAUCAGCAAAUUCCUUGGUGGUAUUCUAUCUGACAGAAUAAGCGCCCGACUUCUGUUCUCCUCUGGAUUGACUGCUUGUGGUGUGGUUACGCUAAUCUUUGCCAAUUGUUCAUCAGUGGGGCUAUUUUCCGCCUUAUGGUUCCUAAAUGGUUUUGCUCAAGGCUGUGGCUGGCCAGCUUGCUCUAAAAUGCUUAAACAGUGGUACUCCCCGACCCAGUUUGGCACUUAUUGGAGCGUCCUAUCAGCGAGUGCCAAUAUUUCUGGUGGACUUUCUCCGUUCAUUUCUGCAUUCCUGAUUCUUAAUUACGGAUGGAGAUUCAGUCUUUUAGUUGCUGGAUCUGUAUCUGUGGCUUUGGGGAUUUUCGCUUCAUUUAUCCUUGUGAAUUCUCCUCCAGACGUAGGUUUGCCAUCUAUUUCAGGAAAUUCAAAUUCUCAGAAGAGCAAAGGAGAGAAAAGCGAAGGAUCAGUGGCCGAUCUUUUGAAGUGCCCGUCUCUUUGGCUCGUCUCCUUUUGUUAUAUGGUUGUGUUCUGUGCCAAAACUAGUACAGUUGAUUGGGGACAACUUUAUAUUUUGGAGGACAGAAAACAUACGCAAUAUGUUGCAAGUGCGUUUACCAGCAGCGUUGAAAGUGGAGGAUUUCUGGGUGGAAUUUUAGCCGGAUAUCUGACUGAUUUGGUGCUCAGAAAUAGGCCACCAAAUGCCAACAAAGAAAGAGGAAAUCCUAGAAUGCCAAUGGCAGCAUACUUCAUGUUUUGCGUUUUAUGCUGCUUGCAUUUGUUACAAUUUUCUGUCACAGAAAAUUCGUCUAAGCUGUGGAUUUCAACACUCGGCUUCGUGCUCGGUGCUGGGUUCUACGGUCCAAUCGCUAUUUAUGGUGUUGUUGCUUCUGAGAGUGCUCCUGACAAUCUCAGUGGAACCUCGCAUGCUGUAGUGGCAUUGGCCGCCAAUGUUGGUGCUAUCAUAUCAGGACUUCCGUUUAGUUACAUUGCAAAAUACUACAACUGGUCUGCAAUUUUCCUAAUCUUAGAAAUAGUAACUGCUUUGAAUCUUGUUAUAAUGUUUCUUUGUAGAAAUAUGAAUUACAACAUGGCCAAAAGAAAAACGCAGUGAAUUUUACUAGAUAGUUUAUUUUUGUUUUUCAUUUUAAAAAUAUUUUAUAUGUUCUGUAUAUAUAUAUGAUGAUCUAUGAAAGGUUUUCUAUUAAAAAGG